Plodia interpunctella (Indianmeal moth) is the source of this 1364-nucleotide messenger RNA. RefSeq lists its product as uncharacterized. Bases 127 to 1245 code for a protein of 372 amino acids. The transcript has 2 exons. The record is from RefSeq and is a predicted model, not a curated record. NCBI's taxonomy places the organism in Eukaryota, Metazoa, Arthropoda, Insecta, Lepidoptera, Pyralidae.
AAUUUAAUUUCAGUUGUUCAAAUCUUGUCCCAGCGUCACAUCGCUGCGUCCCUACUCCCUGCAACCCUCAAGAGAUUCCUCAUCCAAUUCCAUUCCUUUUAGGUAAAGUGUUAACAGUGACGCGAAAUGGGACUGCUGUUGUCUAUCGUAAUCUCCUACGCUGGAGUGCGCGAAGCCAUUGAAACGAUUCGACACAUUCUGAGCGGAGUACUGCCGGAAAACGAACCCGACUUCCAAGAUCUCGUCGAAUACUACUCCCGGCUGCUCCAGAAGACCGCCAACCCGACCACUAACAGCGACUGGACUAAAAACUGCGGUCAAGGAUACCUUAGCUUGACAGAAGAUAAUAAUGGUCAGCUAAAAGCAGCCGCUAUCAAGUACUACGACGGUCAACCUGACUCCACAGCUAUACUGUUUUCCACAAAAAUAUCGAGCUUUGGUCAAGACUCCGUCGAGGACAGUUCAGUUCAAAACGGUGACUACAGGUCCGAAAGGUACAUACAGACAAAGACGAAAACAAUCAUACCGAACACGUUAGAAUCGUUCAGUGUUGGAACCAGAAACAGAUCACCUACGCCUUCUGAAAAUAUUUCAGAUCCCAUUCGAUAUUCGGCAAAUUCUUUCGAGCGUGACGUCGGCGAAGGCGAUGAGAGUAACGAAGCCGACGAGAAACUGACCUGGCAUUACCGCCCUUUGAGCCCCACCCCACAAACGCAAACACUGCCUGAAAUACAUUUCCAAUCAUUCGAUGAGGACAAGCGAGGAGUUUACAGCGAAGACUUUUUAAGAUCACUUGAUGGAAUUAAGUUCCGACCGUUGCAACGAAAUGACCCGAGUGGGCGGCGCAGGAGUUUCAAAAAGCGUCACUCGUCGUCGUCGAACUCAUCCAAAGAGUCGAGGGCUUCUCGCGAGGAGGAACUAAAGAUGUUCACGUCUCUAGAGGAAACAGAAUUCGAGCGUAUGGGUACAAGUGAUCAAUUCACGGGUUAUGGAAGCACUCCUAAUUUAGCAGCGCGUUCUUAUUCCAGAAGUCGUUCGAGAGAGAAUUCCAAGGAGCGAAGACAAGAAACGUGGAGCGUGGACGCGUCAGUUGACAGUGCUGCCGACGACGAGGUGUCGGACCUAAAGCCCAAACUGAAAGACUUGCCGAAACUCGACUCCUUCGAGGAAGAAGAAACGAAAGAGAAAAAGGUAACGGAUGAAGAGGAAGAAGAUUUAGACGAUUUCUGGGGUAGCUCCGACUAGUGAAUGGAGAUUAGCGCCGCUUGGACAUUAACUUGAGCACGAAUGCUGGUAUGGAAGCUUCGAAAUGAGCAUGACUGAUUGUGAGAACUAAAUUAUGAUUAAAUUUAUGAUUCCCUGUU